This is a messenger RNA of Bufo gargarizans (Asiatic toad), 3146 nucleotides long. Its product is annotated as serpin B6-like. The transcript is spliced from 8 exons. Gene Ontology annotation, molecular function: serine-type endopeptidase inhibitor activity. Lineage: Eukaryota; Metazoa; Chordata; Amphibia; Anura; Bufonidae. The record is from RefSeq and is a predicted model, not a curated record. Gene Ontology annotation, biological process: negative regulation of endopeptidase activity. Bases 179 to 1363 code for a protein of 394 amino acids.
GUCUAUGAUUUAUGUGUCAGAACAGUGCAUGUUGAGACAAAGAUGAAAGUGUUCAGGAAACAUGUGUUGCUUUAUGUGAUGAAGAAGUAAUCCCAUAAAUAGGGGUGUAACAGCAAAGAGGAACAGUCUUCACUGAAGAAACGGCAUUCUUACAUUCAGAUCUACUAAGAAGAAGACAAUGGAGGACUUCAUAACAUCGAAUAAUACGUUUGCUGUGAACAUGUACAAGAAGCUGAUUCAACAUGCGCACAAUAACAUCUUUUUUUCUCCUAUGAGCAUGGCCUCAGCCCUAGCCAUGAUUCUCUCUGGUGCAAAUGGCAAUACUGAAUUCCAGAUUGCAAAUGUUUUAAACUUCCAAAAACCAUCAGGAAAAAAAGGCUGUCAUUCACAGAUUUCCGAUGGAAUUCAAAUACAAAAUGUGCCUCAAAUUUUUAAAGAAUUUUCUUCAAGCAUCAAUGAGGCUUCCAAUAGUUAUACCUUGACAAUAGCUAACAGGUUAUUCAGUGAAAAGAGCUUCCAAAUCAUUGAGGAAUAUUCCAAACUACUUGAGAAAUAUUUUCAAGCUGAAGUCCAAGCAGUGGAUUUUUUGCAAGCUGCAGAAACAAGCAGAACGUUAAUUAACAACUGGGUGGAAAAACAGACAGAUGGUAAAAUAAAAGACAUCUUGGCGCCAGGCUCUAUUGACUCGCUCACGAAGAUGGUCUUAGUAAAUGCUAUUUACUUUAAAGGAAACUGGAAUACCAAAUUUCCAGAAGAAAACACAGAACAAAAACCAUUCAAAAUGAGCAAGACAAAAAGUAAACUGGUUCCAAUGAUGUUCCAAAGGAAUAAGUUUAACAUAUCAUACAUUGAAGAGCUUGAGACAAAGGUGUUGGAACUCCCUUAUGUUGAUGAGAAAUUAAGCAUGAUAUUAUUACUGCCAGAUGAAAUUAAGGACAACUCUACUGGACUAGAAAAGCUAGAAAAGGAGUUGAAUUAUGAAAAGCUGAAAGCCUGGACCAACCCUGACAUGAUGGACAAAACUGAAGUGGAACUUGAGCUUCCGCGCAUUCUUCUUGAAGAGAAGUAUGAUCUGAAAUCGUACCUCACCGAGAUGGGAUUAGGUGACCUUUUCAAUGCAGAUAAAGCUGAUCUCACAGGGAUAUCAAAAAAAGACAACAUAUAUUUGUCAGACAUAUUUCACAAAGCAUUUGUUAAAAUUAAUGAAGAAGGAACAGAGGCUACGGCAGCUACCGCUGCCGUUGUGACGAUCAGAAGUCGCCCUGUAGCAGAGAGAUUUCAAGCUGACCACCCGUUUGUGUUCCUUAUAAGAGAGAACAAAUCAGGUGCCAUCAUUUUUUUGGGAAAAUAUUCUUUCCCGUAGAGUACCGAAUUUUUUUUUCUCGCAAAAACAGAAUAUAUAGCUUGCAAUUUCAAUAUAGCAAUCAUAAUCUGCUUUCAAAACAGUAUCAUUUAUUACAAGGAUAAAAAUAUUAACUAAUACUGUAUCACAGCUUAACAUGAUCUGGCCGAAUGCCGUGGUAACCCGGCCGGGAUUCCUAUUAACAGCAGGAACGCACAGAGUCAUUGGUUGCUAUGACGCCGUGCGCUUCAUGUCGCCGCUGCACUACAGUAAUACACUCGUAUGAUCUAUAUUUUUUUUUAGAUUUUGUCAUUGCUGAAAAUCUGAAGCAGACCUGCUACUUGUGGCCCUAUUCUAAAAAAGUGUAAUGUUAAAUUCUGAAUGAAGUGGCGGUAGCCUAACCGCUAUAGUUAUCGAUACCAAGAUCCACCAACUCUUUUUGGCUGAACACAUCACUGUAAGCUAAUUGUAUGUACUACGCCAUGCAAGACUACCACUGACCAGCAAAUUAUAAAAACAUAACCUUUAUUAGUCCACAUUAAGAUUACGUAAGAUAAUGAUUGGUGUGGGUCCCAGAGCUGGCACCGCUGAGAAAAAUGAUGCUUUAAUAUAAGGGAAUGAGCCCAUAGGAGCAAAGCAGGUACACCAGGUUUUUGUGCAAAAUGCGACAAAAAUAAAUAAAAAACGGCACAUUUUCAACAGUAAAUCUGCCCCAUGUUUCCAUGGAAAUUACUGCUCUUUAACUAAUAGGCUUUAGCAGAAUCCUUCUAAAAGAUAACAGGUUAUCUCAGAAACAAUUGUAAACCUCAUGGUACGUUAUUACAUCACAAAUGGCAUGGAAAAAGUCAAUCAAAAGUUUAUUGCUACUGUUUACUUAAAUCAUUAAUGGCUAUGUACACCUUUGGGCACAAUUUUUUUUAAUUACUAUUGCAUUGUACUCAUUUUGAGCUAAUCAUUUUUUUAUUGGUCUUUAUUAAAAAUUUUUAGCCCUUUUCUCUGUCUAGUAGCCUGUUUUCACUCUGUUCCGUCAGACAGCUCAGUUGACGGCUCCUUAUCUCUGGUCUCCUAAACACUCAAUAUAGCUCACUGUUUAUGACCUUUUAGUUAUUUAGACAUAAGGGUUAUUAGAUGGCAAAAAGUGAAAGUAGGAUUCACACAGCUAUACAAACAGUUAACCCUUUGUGAUAGAACGGCUGAAUAUUUAUAAUAAAGACCAAUUGAAAAAAAACAAUUUUAGCAACUAAUGGAGUGAAACGCAAUUGUUAAAAAUAAUUAAAUUAUUAAAUAAUAAUAAAUCACCCAAAAGGUGUACAUAGCCUUUAAGAAUCAGGAUGAAGGUUGUGAUAUCUGUAGAUGAGGUUAAUAUACUGUAACUCCAGACAAGAGCACAUUGUUCAGGUUUUUGCACAAAUAAUCACUUUUGUAAUUACAAUUAAGAACAUUAUUGAGGCUCAGAACAAACCUAGCUCCUUGCAAUGUGCUUGUUGUAAUCCAUCUGGUCUUUAUUGCUUAUGUUUAAUUACAUCUAUACCUGCAUAGUAAAUAGAUCAGUAAUGCAAUGUCUACUGUAUUCCUGUGCGGUAACUGAUAAGCCUGCAGAACAGGAAACAUUAUAUUUUAUUCAAAGGCUUUCUUCUAUAGAUUAGCAUAAAUGCAUAUUGUAUUAUCAAAGUGUUGAAAAGGUGGGCUUCUGUUUUAUGAUAUGCAGCUUCUACCAUCUAUUUUUUUUUAGGAAAACUGCCGUAAAAAUAGAUCUUGCCAUGUUUGAUAUACUAUUGUUUUUUCAAUAAAACUUUAAGGAUAA